Messenger RNA from Magnolia sinica, 1876 nucleotides. Its product is annotated as glycosyltransferase BC10-like. Gene Ontology annotation, molecular function: glycosyltransferase activity. The transcript is spliced from 10 exons. Gene Ontology annotation, cellular component: membrane. The record is from RefSeq and is a predicted model, not a curated record. NCBI's taxonomy places the organism in Eukaryota, Viridiplantae, Streptophyta, Magnoliopsida, Magnoliales, Magnoliaceae. The coding region runs from base 250 to 1401 and encodes 383 amino acids.
AAUCCCUUGUCAGGCACGCCCCCCUCACGCGCCGCGCGGACUCGCCCGUCAGCGAAACCGCGUUUCAUCCCGCCCACACCCAAAAACCGCCGUUAAAAAGCCAGCUCUGCUCACGACAUACACCACCAGCGGCGCCAGCCCAAGUACCGGUCCUGAAACCCUAGAAAUGCAGAUUCCACCCUCCCUCUCUACUCAGAAACCAGCAAUUCCAAAUUUCCCCCUCCUCUCUCGAGAAUUUCCUAAAAAGCCAUGGUGAAGAAAAGGUUACCACCAUCAUCAUCGUCAUCUGCCCUUCGCCCUCAUCUAUGGCUGGGAUCGAAGAUCAUCGUCUCCUUCGUAAUCUUUCUCUGCAUCUUCGCCCUCCUCAGACUCCACUCCCAAUCCAAGCACCUGUCUUUGGCAUCAGCUAGGGCUGCCUCCGUCCGCAGGCCGUCCGAUCCUUUCGUCGGCCUGCCGAAGAUCGCUUUCCUCUUCCUCGCUCGCAGCAACCUCCCCCUCGAUUUCCUCUGGCAGAGAUUCUUCCAGAAUGCGUAUGAGGGGAGCUUCUCCAUUUACAUCCAUUCGAAGCCAGGGAUUGUGUUUGACGAGUCGACAACCCGUUGCACAUUCUUUCAAGGGCGACAGCUUAGCAAGAGCGUUCAGGUGGCUUGGGGAGAAUCGAGUAUGAUUAAAGCUGAGAAGUUGUUGCUUGAAGAAGCUCUCCAGGAUCCGGCAAACCAGCGUUUUGUUCUUAUCUCAGAUAGCUGUGUUCCCCUGCACAAUUUUAGCUACAUAUACAAUUAUGUGAUGUCUUCUUCAAAAAGUUUUGUGGACAGCUUUCUUGAUGAAAAGGAAGGCCGUUACAAUCCAAAGAUGUCACCUACUAUACCAAAGGACAGAUGGAGGAAAGGAUCACAGUGGAUCACACUGGUUAGAAAACAUGCAGAGGUCAUUGUGGAUGAUGAUCUUAUAUUUCCAGUUUUCAAUCAACAUUGCAAGCGGCGGCCAGCCUUAGACCUUGAUGGAAAGAUGAAUCCUCGAAAGGUCAUUCAGAAGGAGCACAACUGUAUCCCAGAUGAACACUAUGUGCAGACAUUACUUGCUAUGAGUGAGCUUGAAGAAGAAGUCGAACGAAGAACAUUGACCUACACUUUGUGGAAUGAGUCUGUGAACGAAAUGGAAAGACAAGGUUGGCAUCCUAUCACAUUCAAAUAUACCGAUGCGGACCCAGAACACAUACAAGAAAUAAAGGGUAUCAACCAUGUGUACUACGAGACUGAGUUUCGAACAGAAUGGUGCAAGAGCAAUGCAACUUAUGUGCCUUGCUUCCUGUUUGCAAGGAAGUUCUCACGAGGUGCUGCAAUGAGGCUUUUGAGCGAGGGAGUGGUUGGUCCCUUCAAUCCUGCUGCACUGUUAAGCUAGAUGAAAUCUAUUGCUUCUACAUGACUGUCCAUGUCAGGUUGUGCCCAGUUUGUGGCCCAGUUCUUAGGUAAAGAUUAAAUACGAAGAGGAACACAACAAUCCAAAAUGGCCUCAUGGUUUCAGAGAUGAUCAGCGUUUUAAAGAGCUGUGCAAGCUGGGGCUAAAGGCACCAACCAGAUGAAGGUUGAAACUGUCAAGUUGUUAAAAGCAAUGUAACCUCAGAGGUUGAACUGAUUAUAGGGAAUUUUAUUUUUUUUUUUCCAGAUAAGGGGGGAGGUUGUGUAGGUAGUGACUUCCGCAGUACUGAAUUUUGUAGGGCAGGGUGGUGUAGGAAAAGGUAAUAUAGCACACAACAUGCAAAAGAGACAAAUUCCAUUUUGGUGUCGUACUUGGGAAAAUGGGGGAAACUCCCUCAAAUAUAAACAAAGGGAUUAAAGAAAGUAGUUUUAAGAAAUAAUAGGUAAUGUUUUUAUUA